UUUUACUGUGAAUUAUUACUAUGAAUUAUUAUGAUUAUUAUUCAUUUCUUUGCCAUUAUUGUGGUCAUACAUAGGUUAUGAUACUUUUAAAGAGGUCUUUUCUACUUUCAUAUUAUAAUUAUCAUUAUCAAUUACCAUAUAUAAUAUUUAAGUUUAUGUUGGUUUAUCUUUUCAAAAAUUGCAAUGAGUGUUGAAAUGUUUCAAGUGAGUCCCCAUGAUAGUAACAUUUAUUGUAUUCCGUCAUUUAGCGAAAAGAAGUUCACAGUAGAAAUUCAGCCAUCUGAAUCUUUUCAGUUGGGAAACGCUUUACAAUCAUUUUUCCCACUAUUGGAGGCAGUUUUUGAUUAUCUAAAUUGCAAUGAUCUUAAGAAUUGCAUGCUGGUAAACGAAGUGUGGAAGGAUUUAGCGGCAAAGAUUUUACAAAAAAGAAGUUCAGUAAGCUGGGUCAGUUAUGUCGAAAGAGAAAGAAUAUUUCAGUCUAGCAAAUGUUUCAAUUAUAAUAAUAUAUCCAAGUGCAUUAUAUUUUAUGACUAUCAUUAUAUAAAAUUAGAUAAAUACAUUUGUUUGCAUGAAAAUCAGCUCCAAAGAAUGACAUUUGUUGAAUAUAUUUCUAAAGAGGUAGUUCCUAAAAAUAUUGAACAUUGCUUUUUGUCUUGUUCAAGUGUAACUCCAAUAGAUCUCUCUAAUUUAAUUAGAUCAAAAAAGACAGCAGAGAAAAUACCAAGAGCUGUCUUUCAAAGUGUUUCUCUUCCUGAAAUUCCUAAUGUGAAAAUAUCAAUGUUUCACUGCAACCCAUCACAAUCUGAUGCUGCUAUUAAAUGCACCCUUUCAAAAUAUAUUAAACCUGAUGAAGUUGUUAAGUGUUUGCUGACUUUUCACAUUAGUAAUCCUUAUCGCAACAUUGAGAAAUUUCUAAAUUGUGUACUAGAUGGAGAAGAUGCAGCAUCUCUUGCUCUUGGAGGAGGUAUCAUAAAAGGCAUAAAACCAUAUUUAAGUGAUAGUUAUCAAAUACAAAGGUAUUGCAGUGCACGAGAAUAUUUUUGUAUAACAUUCCAGCAAAACAAAUAUGCUGAAAUUGAUUUUAAUGCAGGAUCAAUGGUUGUAUCUGGAGUAUCACAUUCAACUUAUGAGUUUGAAGAAUGUCUUGGAAAAUUAAAAGCAAAAUGUCAAAAUAGAACAGAUGGAGUGGCUUUUAGAAUUUGUUGUGCUGCUAAACAUGAUAAAGAUAUGGAAACUACACUAUUUAAUAAACAUUUUCCAAAAAUACCACUUUUAGGGAUAGAUGUUGAUGGAGAAAUUGGUUGGGACACUAAGGAUUUUCAGAAAUUUAAAGAUGAAACUUCAGGUAAUAUGGAAUUUAAAAAAGUUAAAAGAACACUGCCUGAAAUGCAACAUCAAUGGUCUUCAAUAUUUGUUUUACUCACAUGGGGCAAACUUGUAAAUGAGGGAAUGUUUGGUUUGUAGUUUUUACUUUUGAUCCUUGACUUUUACUUUAUGUUUUGUUAUGUUUAAUGCAUUGUACAAAUGUAGAUAUUUUUAUAUUUAAUAUAAGUUUCGAUAAU
Agrilus planipennis (emerald ash borer) is the source of this 1562-nucleotide messenger RNA. RefSeq lists its product as uncharacterized. The record is from RefSeq and is a predicted model, not a curated record. NCBI's taxonomy places the organism in Eukaryota, Metazoa, Arthropoda, Insecta, Coleoptera, Buprestidae. The transcript is spliced from 8 exons. The coding region runs from base 184 to 1464 and encodes 426 amino acids.